GGCAUUAAUUUUAGUUUCGGUAGAGACGAUGCUGCUAGUACGAAAGCGCACUACAUCGAGGUGAAACGUGUUUAAACGUAUCAGUAUCAGAGUUACGAAUACACUUUGGAUGUCGAUAUUCGACACCAACGUGACACGGAUUUGUCUAUUGUAUCAGUGAUUUCUUUACAAAGAACAAUCUAAGAUCAUAAUGUGCAUCGAACCGAGCUCAGGAAACGAAGGAAAAAGGAAUUUAAAAGACUAAGAAACACAACUCGAGCAAAUUCAUCAUGGAGAAAGUUUGGAGCGACGGUAUCAUUGGAGAACGGAAGGAUCUUACUCCUAUAAUGGAGGAAGAGGAUAAAGGACAAGCAAAGGGUUCGCAAUCGGACUCGUCGGACGCGGCGUCGACUAUAAAGCACUGGAACAGUCGGUGGACGCCCUCAGAGGGCUACGAGUCGUCGGGCACAUCAACGAAUUCUGACGUGGGUGACGGCUACCUUCAGGAUUAUCCGCGGGGUACCGGUCUGUCCGAACCGGGGAUUGCAUGCCAGACGGCCUAUCGAUCGCAGGAAUGUUUGUGCCAGGCUUGCUUGCUCGGCUAUGCUAAGAUGAUAGCGCUUCAAGGGAGUAUGCCUAAUAUCUGUGCAGUAUCCAGCGGUAUGUCUAAUAUCUGUGCGGCAUCGGCUGCUCAUCUGGGAAGUUUCUCGUCCCUCUGCGCGACGCCGUGUUCAAGGUCGUUUGUCUCCAGCGAUCUAACGCAUCACCCUCUCAAAGAGCACGUUACGAGCGUUGGCCAUUGUCCGCACGUUUGUCAUCUGCAACAAAGUCCGAUGUUGGCAAAGGAGCGAGGAAUAUUACACGCGGCCAACAAAACAAACAGUACAAUGUCGCUGCCGGUGAGCUCGAGGUGUGGCUCCCUGGACAGAAGGCGGCGCAAACUCCGCAGUCGAGUGGACCGCGAUCAGAGAGCGAUGUCUCACAGCGAUCUGAUCUGCCACGAGAAGGACAAGCCGCAGCACUACUGUUCGCUGCAGCAGUUUCACUGCGGAAGCAAUGUGUGCAUGAAUAAUUAUCAUAGUAAAACCGAGGAGCGACUGAGAAAAUUGGAAAGCGAACGCGGAGCAUUACACAUGGAAGUGUCAGUUUUGUCUGAACAAGUCGACGCGCAGUCGAACAAAAUACAGGAGUUGGAAAGCAUGCUGCAAGACAAGAAGGACACGCUGAGACAAAUGGAAGAAGCGUUGCAAAAGGAAGUUUUAUCGAGGAGCGCUUUGGAGACGCAAAAGUUGGAGCUUCUUUCCUCUCUGUCCGAGAUGAAACUCAGGCAAGCUGGUCUGGAACACGAAAACCUGUCGCUGCGCAGCACAAGUCCUUUAUCGAACGGUGAAAGAUUCAGCAGGCACACGGGUCAAUACAGUAGCCUCCCCAGGCCGCCAACAUCCAAGAAAGGCGUUGUAUUUGGUAAGGUUCCAAAUUUAGUCUCAGGAGCGCAUACGACGAUACCCUUGGCUGUUAGGGGAGUCUCUGCGAGAUGUCUGUCCGCUCCUAUUCUAGCGGAGGAAGAGAAAAUCGUGAUCGGUGAAGCGAGCGUGCAACCAAAACCGCUACCACCGAAACCGCUCGGCGAACUCACUAUGGAGGACGUCGGCGAUUGGUUGUCUCGUCUCGGUCUGGAGUGCUAUGCCGGCGAGCUGAGACGCUGGGGCGCCACUGGGCCGAAAUUGCUCGACAUCACGCAAGCCCAGCUGGAAAAAGAACUCGACAUAAAGAAUACCCUUCACAGAAAAAAGUUACUUUACGCCAUUGAGUCGGAGCGAAGCAACGGCGCUGGAUUUCUCGGUUCUCACAAGAUGGACAACGGGGCCGUGUUGCGAUGGCUGGACGACAUCGGAUUGCCGCAACACAAGGAAGCCUUUCACAACGCAAAGAUCGACGGUAGAGUUCUGCACAGGCUGACCACGGAGGACCUCUUGAAUCUUGGAGUCACCGCGCAGCUGCACGCUGCCAGCUUAAGACGCGGGAUUCAGGUUUUACGGGACUUGGAAUUUGAAUUUGACAGUCUGGAGAGAAGAUCUGCGAAUGGUAACGGCGCCGAUGGAACCUACGUCACCCUCUGGACGAACCAUCGUGUGAUGGAGUGGUUGCGGGUCGUGGACCUCGCGGAGUACGCACCGAACAUGCGUGGUUCCGGCGUCCACGGCGGUUUGAUCAUCCACGAAGGCCGAUUCACUUCCGAGCUGCUCGCCACGUUGCUUAGCAUUCCGCCAGCGAAGACUUUACUUCGUAGGCACUUGACAACGCACUUCAAUCAGAUCCUCGGCAGAGAGGUCGUCCAGCAAAAGAGAGAGAUAGAGAGCACACUCGGUUUCGUUCCCCUGACGCUUACUGCCAGAUUAAAGGUAUCAAAGAAAUCUCAAUUUACGCUGAAACGUAAAAAGAGUAAAAACGAGGUGGAUUUCGGCAAUCUGGUUUGUCCCUUGGAGGCGUCACCACCAGGUACCCCUUCAACACCUUCGUCAACACCAGGCAGCCCUAACUUGAACUCACCCACAUUCUAACCACAAUUAAAGCUUCAUUUGAAUAAUCGUCUAAACUAACUUACUUGGAGGAUACUGGGCAACGGAGAGUAAUAGGUUGCAUAUAAUUGGUGAUUGAACUGGGAAGCAAUAUAUUCUCAAGAUAAAUCGACACAUAUUUAUAUAUUUAUAUCCAAACAACUGAUGACACGCCAGAAUCGCCUGGGACCAGGUUUUUAUCGAAACGUGUACUUUGAUGAGAAAUCGCUUAAACGAGAGUUAACUUGCAACACCGCCAAAGUCUCAUUAAUUUCAUAAAUUAGAAUAUUCAACGAAAAUUAACCGCCUUAGAUAAUAUAAAUAUUUUUAAUACAAACCAUUGAAUUAUAAAUAUACCAUAAAUUGAAAUUAAAAGAUUUAUACAC
Molecule: messenger RNA, 2923 nt
Organism: Ooceraea biroi (clonal raider ant)
Lineage: Eukaryota; Metazoa; Arthropoda; Insecta; Hymenoptera; Formicidae
Gene: Liprin-beta
Product: liprin-beta 1
Biological process (GO): neuromuscular junction development
Cellular component (GO): presynaptic active zone
Molecular function (GO): protein binding
Source: RefSeq, a predicted model, not a curated record